Messenger RNA from Lactuca virosa, 357 nucleotides. NCBI's taxonomy places the organism in Eukaryota, Viridiplantae, Streptophyta, Magnoliopsida, Asterales, Asteraceae. The record is from the annotation of a GenBank genome assembly.
AUGGAAUCGGUAAGUUGUGAAGAGAAAUUCUGCAUUGAUUGCAAAACCUCCAAAACACUGUUGUGGAGAAGCGGUCGUGCUGGUCGAAAGUCGCUGUGCAAUGCUUGUGGAAUUAGGUACAGGAAGAAGAGGAGUCCGAAUGGAUCAGAUAAGAGAAUCGAGAAACAAGCUCCGUUUUCACCGUCGUCUUCAAGUUCAUUCUCUUGUUCGACUAGCGCCACCUUGUACUCCGAUGAAGAUGUUGGGAUGAGGAAGCAGUUGAGGAUAAAGGUGGUGGCGGUCAGAAAAGAGGUGGUGGUGUUGCAUCCAUGGCCAACAGUUGUUACAAGUGUAUCACUACAAAAUAUUCAGCAAUGA